AUGGAUGACAUCAAUCAAACUGUUUACGCUUUGUUACCUAUCUCGCUUAUCGGCUCCGUUUUAAACUGGUCCAUUUUUUGGGCGGUGCACAAACUUCAAUGCUUCAAUCACUCAUUUGGAUACUUAUCAGCAAACCAGGCUAUUGCGGAUGCAAUGCAUUCAACAACUUUCCUACUGUACUUUUGUCCCAUGGUCUUGCUCAACGAACCAACACUGAAAGCGUGGUCCCAUCAUUUCGGAUUUGUGCUUCUUCUGUUCUAUGAGCUCUCCGUGAUGAUUCAUUUGGCAAUUUCGUUGAAUAGAUUCACAGCUGUCUGGGCUCCAUACAAAUAUAACACUAUAUUCAGCAAUUUUAACACUAAAAUUAUAAUUUUUGGAAUCUAUGUUUUCGUUGGCUCCGUUGCAGUUUUGUUCUAUGAGAAAUUCUGUUAUUUCUACUACGACGAGAAAAUUCGCUUUUUGACGUUCACAAACUCCGAAUUCUGCGGAUACAUUGGCUGGUAUGGAGACUUUUUGAAAAACUCGGUUAUCGUCGCCGUCGUGGUUUCCAUUGAUAUUUUGACAGUACUCAACGUUCGAAAAAUGUCUAGAAAGGUUGUCGCAAAUCUGAGUGAUAGCGCACAAGACCGACUUUCCUGUCGUGAAAUGCGGUUUUUGAAGCAGACGGUGACCCAAGGCGUCGUUUUCAUGUCGGAACUUUUGACCUACUUUUUCGUCCCACAGUAUUUUGAAAACAAAUGGAUUGUGUUUUUUGCCACGUCAUUUGCUUGGGUGGCAGUGCAUGCAUUGGAUGGAAUGGUCGUCGUCAUCUUCAAUCCCGAAGUGAGAGGAUUUCUCACUUGUCGAGAGAAAAAACAUCGAGUAUCAUCAACUGCUCAUACCAACCAUUCUGGACUGCAAGCCUAA
This is a messenger RNA of Caenorhabditis briggsae, 906 nucleotides long. Gene Ontology annotation, cellular component: membrane. The record is from RefSeq and is a predicted model, not a curated record. The transcript has 6 exons. Bases 1 to 906 code for a protein of 301 amino acids. NCBI's taxonomy places the organism in Eukaryota, Metazoa, Nematoda, Chromadorea, Rhabditida, Rhabditidae.